Molecule: messenger RNA, 4223 nt
Organism: Stylophora pistillata
Lineage: Eukaryota; Metazoa; Cnidaria; Anthozoa; Scleractinia; Pocilloporidae
Molecular function (GO): protein binding
Source: RefSeq, a predicted model, not a curated record
CUCGAGGUAUGUAUUGACUGUCUGACUGCCCGGUCUCGAAAAUAGCGUGCGGAUGGUGUUUAAAGAGAUGUUGUUAAGUCUCACUGUGGAACUCAGUGCCCUUUAACGCGGGACGGAAAGUGUGUUUGCCCUCAAACGAGCAUACAAACAUUGUGUGGAAAACAAUCAAGACAAUCUUUUCAAUCUGUUAGAAACUUAAGGAAGAUCGGAACCGCUGAUAUGUUGUAACGACCCAAGUGCAGUGUUUAUUUUGCAGAAGAACUGAAACUUCCUUCUCAGAGACGCACUAGCGAAAUGGCGACCGCUUCUGCCACAGCUACUCAAGCGCUCCGUUCAACAGAUGAAAAAGAGAAUUAUCAGCGUCUUUUCCGGCUGAUUAUUCGUGCUGGUACCGAGUUAUUCCGAGCACUGUUAGACGUCUAUUAUCCACCAAGUAGUCUUGGAAACAAACUGAGUGAGUCCGGUACCAGGCGAAAGUUAUGCAACGCUCUCCUCAAGCCUCAACGUGAUCUUGUUUAUCCACCAUCAGGAUUGUGUGGAGAAUCGAGAAACUUUGACAUAAGCCUUCUUUCUACACUUUUAAAAAUUCUUUGUCAGACACAACUACCUCCUUUGCCCAGUGGAUGGGAUAGUCCCCCAAGUAAACGUGAUUUAAGCUUGACUGCGGACAUCGUCAGAAUUAAGUUCUACCGCAAUGAUAUUAUCCACAAGUUUCACCGAGCAGAGUUGAGUAAUGCAGAAUUUUGUUCCCUUUGGGAUGAAAUCAAAAUGUCCCUCCUACGUAUUGCUUCCUUUAUCAGCGCAGAAGCAAGCCAUGAAUGGGAAGAAGCAAUCGAAAGGUUGCGGCAUGAUCCCUUAACUCCAGAGGCUGAAAGGAAUGCCGAGGAACUACAGAAAUGGUAUCACAAGGACAUGGACACAAAAGAAUAUCUAGAUGCAGGAUUAGCUCGAGUGGAGAGGCAAGUUCAAAGUUCCUGUGACAGAUUAGAAAGAAAAAUCCAAGACCAGACGAAUGAAUUUGAACAGCUUCGUGAAGUGGUGACGAGUCGGGCUAACCCUUCAUUGGCGGGAGCUUCUAUCCGUAUUAUCAUCGAUGUCAGAGCCACGACAAGUCGCAGCUCUCCGGAGGAGCCUCCGGCGAUGAUGGUGUCCUUUCAUGUACCGCCAACUGCUUCAGCUGACGAACCUCCUGCGACUGCGACAAGCACAAUUGUUCCGCAGCUCAUACAAAGAAUAGUCUCGGAAUUAUCUCGACAUUUUGAUCCGUCAGUAAAUGAGGAAAACCAAUUUGUUCAACAUCUCGAAGAUGUUAACCAAGUCCCUAUUGUAAAUGUCAACCGCGGUAGUUUGGUACUGACAGUCAAGUGCACCUCAUUGGAAAUUCUAGAACGACUCUGGCAAGAUUACUCGAGUGGUCAUCUCGGUGAAGUUGCUCAAGAAUUCCUCGUGACUGAGAGAAUGCUGGAGGAUCUUGGACUCGUUGAAGUAAAACUCAAAAUCACUAUUUUGGAGGAAGAUUACCGAGAAUGUCGGAGGCACUUUACCAAAUGUGCAGGUUCUGAUUACCUUGACGAAAGAGAAGCAGAACAAAAAGAAGUUUGCAGGGAAGAGGAAUACAUACCCUCUCCGCAUCCCACAGACUUCCGUAGCGGUAUGUCUUUUCUACCAAGUCCUAUUAGACAUUUCGUCAGCCGAAAGAGAGAACUCAGCGAGAUAAAACAGUCCUUUUGUAAGGACGAGCCAGAGAACGACUGUAGAUGCACCCUAUUACUUGGGCCUGUCGGUAUGGGGAAAACGUCAACUGCAAUCAAGGCUGCAUUCGAGAUACUAAAUGCCAAUUUCGAUAUCGUAGCUGCGUACGUAAACUGCAGGUUUGUGACCUCCCUUGAUGACCUUGCCGGAAAAAUUGUCAAACAGCUGUACCACUUCCCUUUGAGCGAGCCGCCAAUUGGUAAGAUCAGAAGUCUUCUCAUUGAAGAGGAGAAGUUCCACUCUCUACUGCUGCUCGAUAACUUGGAAUUCUUAACUCCGUUGGACAAGGAAAGAACCAUGGGGGUACAAGUUGAAAGAAAAUUUCCAUCUGAAAACACAGAGAUCAUGAAGUUCGUCAGAGAUAUCGCGGCAAAGUCAAAAAGAGCACAUCUGCUGGUGACCUCAACGAAGAAUGUCGAUAUCCUUCAGGCUGGUCAACGGUGCAUAAGGUUGCUUCCUUUCAAUGAAGAUGAUUCAUUUCAGUUGUUGAAGAAGAUCUAUGGUGACACCCCUCUGCAAGAAGAAACUGCCCGCAAAAUAGCCCAUUGUUGUGGCGGUAUUCCAUUCGUCCUGUUUGCCUUGGCCGCGUGGCAGGAUAACCCAUCAGAUCUUCUGGAAAUGCUGACGAAUCUAAAUCGUAAAGAAAAGUUUGCCAGAAUUUCAGAUGCAACUGAAGAUGAGAAGAUAGACGUUUGCAUCGACGUUUGCUUCAACAGACUAAAUACACACCACCAAAAUACCCUUGUGUCUCUAACAGUAUUCAGAGGUCUCUUCACCAUUUCAAGAGCUUCAAGAAUCCUUAAGUCUGCUGAGUUAAGGGGUGCGAUAGAAGAAUUGGCAAGGAAGUCGUUCCUGGAACAGCACAUGUCCAACUCCUAUCAUUACAGUAUCCUCACAGUAUACAGCCUCUACUGCCAGAACAAGAUAAAAGAAGCACGUUUCCGUGAAGUGUUUUCCGAAGCUCGAAAGAUGUUCAUCAAUUACGUUCUUGCUUUCCUUGAAGAAACCUUCAAGAGCUUCCUGAGCACUGAUGUCUCAAACGCUAUCGUGGCAUACCGACACGAAGACGAAACUAUUAUGCAGCUCAUCGAUUGGUUAGGCGAAAAUGGUGCCAUGGGGGAAGAUCAAGAGAAGAGGUGCAUCGAUGUCUUCAAUAAGGUGGGAGAACUGCUUGCCAAAAUGAUGGGAAAGAAAACAUUUGACCGUGCCUUCACAUCAGUAAAAGAUAAGUGCAAAGAAAGUAAAGAUCAAAAGAGAUUGAGUGAAUGUCUCACUUCUCUGGGAAUCAGGGAAGUGUUCAGCUGUUGCUGUUCUCCAGACCUGUGCGAUGAAGCAGCUGGACGAGCCAAGCCGUAUCUGUUGGAGGCCGAUAGAAUCCAGAGUGACCUUGGUAUCACCACUGGUAACAGUCGAGCUCAAUGUCUCGCCAAACUUGGUCGGUGUCUGGUAAAGGAACACAGCUUCACUGAAGGAAAAGAAAAGAUUCAACAGGCGAUCGAAAUGCGAAAGGCACGUGGGGAAGCAGACAUUGUUAUGCAAGGCGCAACAUACAAUGACCUAGCAGUGGCUCUCUCCCUUGAGGGAAACCAUGAAGAAUCCAUUAAGGUGAGAGAAAAGGAGACGUUGGAAAUUUACAGAAAACACUUAGGAGACCGGCAUCCCUUUACAGCAACCAUCCUAAACAAUCUGUCCAACAACUACUCUGCCCUUGGUGAGAACGACAUCGCCAAAAAAUAUUCAGAGGAAGCACUGAAGAUUCGUCGUGAGCUGCUGAAAGACCAUUACGACACCGCUAAGUCUUUGUUUGACCUUGGGAUGGUUUACAAAAGGAAGGAAGAAUUCAAGGAUGCAAAAGCUUGCUUGGAAGAGUGUCAAAAAAUGCAAAGGGUUCUGGAUGACCCUACCAUGAUCGAAGAGCUUAUAAGAACCAUAAAUGAAUUGGAACGCAUGCCCAGAGAAGAAAAAGAAUAACUCACAAGAUCAGUUGAUGUUGGUGUUUCAGGAAAGUCAACUUAAAAUAUCUUUUAUGCAGUAAACGUAAGGGUGACACAGAAAACUAUUUUAAAGUAACUUGUAACUCUGGGUUCUACUUUUGAUUAGGUAGUUAGAUUUUCGGAUGAGCUUAUUUUACACUAGUGAUCAAUCGUAUGCAGCAAGUCUGAAGGGUUUCACAGGCAUUGAUCAUGAUUUCGCCACUAAGUUUAACUGUGAAAAAGACGAGAUUAUCCUUCUCCUUCAAACUACUUGCUUUGGGCUCGAUGAUGAAAUUUCCGUUUUGCUGUACCUUUCUAUGUGAGUCACGCGUACUGUAACCGUUAUUCAGCCUUGCUGUAAACUGUUUCGUGGUAAGCAUGCACAUUUGCUUUUCUACAAAAUUAGUGCUUUAAAGUAAACAGAGUUAAAUUAAUGUUUUGUGAUCGCAUGGAAGCAAUCCCUGCAAUUCAAACCUAACUUUCCGUAUCUGUGAGCUU